Messenger RNA from Didymodactylos carnosus, 1371 nucleotides. The record is from the annotation of a GenBank genome assembly. Lineage: Eukaryota; Metazoa; Rotifera; Eurotatoria; Philodinida; Philodinidae.
AUGGCUACUAUCAUCAAACAACCGUCUAUAACAAUUAAAUGUUCAAAUCCAACGGAAAAUGUUGAACCUAUAGUAUGUAUGGCUGUUGAAUCGAAUACAAAGCAAUGGCCUCUUAAUAUGAUAUGGUUCUAUUCGAAUACUGCAAACUUGUCGAAAGAUAAUUUUAUGCCAUCUAAUCAUUUAACAACUACUCUAUCGGAUACACUCAAUUAUUUUCCCAUGUUAGCUGGUCGUAUUAUUGAAGAUGCGAAAGGCAAUGUCAUUGUUCAUUUAACAAAUGAAGGUGUUCUUUAUACCGAAGCAGAAUGUCCGAAUCAAACUAUGGACUAUUUCAUACCUCGAACGCUUUCGGACGAAGAAUUUGAUUAUGAACAUAUCAAUACAAGUAAUUUAGUCGUAAAAGUAAACAAUGAUUGGACAGGACCUUGUGUAUCGAUACAAGUAACGCGUCUGAAAUGUAAUAGCGUUAUUUUAAGUAUAUCAGGUUUCCAUUGUUUCUUUGAUCCACAUGCUAUGUCACAUUUCAUCAAUACAUGGGCAUCAGCUAAGCCACCAGAACCAAUGCCAAUGUUCGACAAAACUUUUGUUUUAUAUCCUACUGAAGAACAACGACAAUGUAUCAGCUCUCUAACUCGACCAAAGAACUGCGUUUUCAACCGUGAUAUUAAUCAAUCUUCUGAUUCAGUAUUCGCCGAAGCACAACAGCAACAGCGUGUUAUUUGCAAAAUUUAUUUUUUCUCUACUGAUGAAUUAAAAAAUCUAAAAAAAGAAGCAUCAAAAUCUCUACCAGAAUCAAUCGAUUAUAUCAGCACCUAUGAUGCUCUUUAUGCACAUAUGAUAUUAGUGAUUGCUCAAGCGACUCAAACUUCAUUAACUGAUAAUAUCAAAAUUCUACAAUCAUUCAAUGGUCGACCGCGUUUCGUUUCUUCGUGUUCACCAGCCGUUCUUAAUUACUUCGGUUCAUUUCCAUUUUGGCUCUAUGGUAAAAUACCAUCAGAUCGAGAACCAACUCUUUCAUCAUUAGCACAAAUGAUACAUGAAAUGUAUUCCAAACAAACGGAACAUUCAUUGAGAGAUUAUAAUGCUUAUUUAAUGAGUGGUGAUGGUGAUAUAAAAAAGAAUCGAGUAGAUGCUGAUGUAAUUAAUCGUGAUUUUCAUUGUGCAUCAUGGCGAAAAAUAAAUCUAUUAGGUGCCAAAUUUGGUAAUAGCGGAUAUCCUAUUUACAAUGGCCCAACAGAUGUAUUGUACCCACGAUAUUUUGAAAUGAUAGAUGCACAUGUAAAUGAUGAAUCGAUUAAUAUUAUAUUAGGAUUGAGAGAACAAGAUUAUGAACGAAUGAUACAACAGAAUUUAAUACAUAAAUAUCGAUAA